Messenger RNA from Theobroma cacao (cacao), 1059 nucleotides. Lineage: Eukaryota; Viridiplantae; Streptophyta; Magnoliopsida; Malvales; Malvaceae. The record is from RefSeq and is a predicted model, not a curated record.
AUGACUUCCAAACUCUUCUUCACAUUAGCAGUAAUAGUUAUCUUGUAUGCACUCAUAGCCGUCAAUCAUAUCACGCUACUGAAAGUUGUCCCAAUUGUGCGUGUCGUAGGACCUGAAAGUAUGGCAUUUGACCUACUUGGUGAGGGUCUCUAUGCAGGAAUAUCAGAUGGUCGGAUCAUCAGGUGGCAAGAAAAUGAACAACGGUGGAUCAAUUUUACAAUCACUUCCCGAUUGAGAAAAGGGUGUGAAGGGCAACAUGAUCAUCAACUAACAGAGCACAUUUGUAGGCGUCCACUUGGCAUCUGUUUCAAUGAAGUCACUAAUGAGCUUUACAUUGUCGAUGCUUACAUGGGGCUACUAAAAGUUGGCCCUGAAGGUGGCUUGGCAACUAGCAUUGCAACGCAUGCUCAAGACCCUUUGUUAUUCACCAAUGGUUUGGACAUCAACCAAUUCGAUGGAUCCAUUUAUUUCACUGACAGCAGUUCUUUUCAUCAAAUGAGGAAUUUUAUCUCCAUAAUACUAAACGGGGAUAAAACGGGAAGGUUGAUGAAAUAUGAACAAGAAAGCAAGCAAGUACGUGUUGUUUUAAACAAUCUUUCAUUCCCCAAUGGAGUGGCAUUAAGCAACGGUGGCAGCUUUCUUGUCUUUGCCGAAACCACCAAGUGCAGAAUCCUAAGGUACUGGCUGAACACAUCAAAAGCUGAAACUCUGGAAACUUUUGCACAACUCCCAGGAUUCCCAGACAACAUCAAACGAAGCCCCAGAGGAGGAUUUUGGGUGGCCAUGCAUUCAAGAAGAGACAAGAUUUUAGCUUGGAUUCUCUCAUUUCCUCGACUGGGAAAUGCUUUGGUUAGGUUGCCUAUUGACGUUACGAAAGCUUAUUUAGUUUUGUCAAAGUACAGAGGGAGUGGAUUGGCAAUGACGUUAAGUGAGGAUGGUGAGAUUUUAGAAACGAUUGAAGAUAAAAAUGGAAACAAAAUCAGUGAAGUGCAUGAGAAGGAUGGGAAUUUAUGGAUUGGAUCAAUUGACACGCCUUUUGUUGGUAUGUAUAGGAUAUAA